Molecule: messenger RNA, 2583 nt
Organism: Nematocida ausubeli
Lineage: Eukaryota; Fungi; Microsporidia
Exons: 1
Coding region: 1-2583 (860 amino acids)
Source: RefSeq, a predicted model, not a curated record
AUGAAAAUAAGAGCAAAAAGAUAUCUUAGAUUUGCAGUAUGCGCGGCCUUUCUUCUAUGUAUUAGAGCUGCAGCUGCACCUAAAAAGAAAACAGUUAAAGAGCAUAGUUCCACUGAUGUGCCUGAGAGCGAUAUAGAUAUAGAUCUUAUAGACAGCUCUGUUGACCAGGUUAUAAAACAAAACAAGAGCAUGAAAGUGGACAUAUGGGAGAAUUUCUUUUCGGAAACCGCAAAGUUCAUUAUUUUUACAAAGCCUGAGAAGUAUGAAAACCAGGCUGGAGAAGGCAGGGUGGUGCUAGACGAAGAGAACUCAAUUGACAUUUCAGUGCUGCCUAAGACUAUAAAUAGAGAUAAGCGCAGAGGACAGUCUGUAGAUCUUGAGAGUUUUGGGCUUAUGCCCAUGGCAAUGUUUACGAUAAUAAACCAAAGUGUGAUCCAACAAGUUCUAAAUAGGAAGGACAAGGUUGCUGAAAUAUAUAUUAAAAACCUGGUGUUCAUAGAGCCAAAGAAGCCAAGAGAAAGAUGUCUAUUUCCGUAUGGAUUUACAGAGAUCAAGGCAAGCCAGCGCAUACUAAAGCAGGUGCCAAUGGGCCCGGUUAGAGUAGAGACAGAAAACCCACUUAGAGCGAAAAUUACAAAACACAUAAUAAAAGUGUACAUGGAAACAAGAAGGCACUGUGCGGGGAUGGAAGUAGACAUGAGAGAAGAUGUAGUUAAAAAGGCAAUUCACAAGAACAUAAAUGUGUAUUUGAAGUAUAUGAUAGCAAACCUAGAAAGCAUUCUUCCUCAAAACGUUGAUGCAGAGAUGACAGCACUUGAGUACAUAGACAUGCACCUAACCCGGGACACCCAUAUAGUCAGAAAAACUGUAUGCCGCCCGCCCCGAGUAGCAGAGAAGUACGACAUAUUGGCCAGGCGGGCUGCACUAAAGAAAGACUAUUUAAAAAAAGUUGGGCUUAAUAUAUUCUUUCCAGACAAAUUCAACAAAAAAAAGGUGUAUACGGUGCUUAAAAUGUUUCUGUUCAAUGUUUAUUUGAGAAUUGACUUGAAAAAUGUAAAUCUCACCUUUCUGGAGUGGCAUGCUGACGCCCUAAGCAACAUUAAUAGGCUAAGCGAUAUCCAAAAUAUAACAAUUCUUCUUAUCAUCCAAAACAUCUUGGUCAUAAGCGACAGUGCAGCUGUGAAUACAGAAAUUAAAGAUGCUUCUAUGCUAAUCAAGGGGGUUGUUUUUCUGGUUGAUAAAAUGGAGAGUAUUUUAAGCACUGCAUACAGCUCAGAUCCAAAAAACAUAGUGGACCUAACUAUAAAGAAUAUCUAUAGCGAUCUAUACAAGCUGCUGGCUGCUUUAUAUGAAAUCCUGCCAUAUUCGCAGGUUUUUGUUUCUCCGUGCAAAGAGAAAGAAGGGAUGUUUUUCAUUAAGGAGAACUUUGAGCUGACUGGAAAGGGUGUGCUUAAUAGGCAAAGGUAUCUGCAUUGGGAAGCAACUGUGGACGUAGGCGACUGGAAGCAGGAUAGAAUGCCUUAUAGAAUUAAAGAUGCCAAGUGCACGGAGCAGUUCUAUACGUCUGGCGGAAGCACUGCGCACUCACUGCACUACCACGUACACUAUGUUGACAAUGUGAGCCACAGAUACCACAGGAUAUGUGUUCCUUACUACUGCACGGAAGACUCGCGCGCAGUAUGUGUUCACACCGCCUCUGAAAUAGCUAAGUACAUACAUGUCCUGCACGGUGUUCCUGUUUCUGACAUACAUACGUAUGUUCGAAAUGGAGAUACACAUAACUGGAGCUUUGUGAAGUUCCCACAAAAAAUGCCUGCAAACAUCCAAGAUAGCAAUCACAUUCUUGUUUUUUACUACAUUCCAAAAGAGCAGAUUAAAAAUGGCUUUGUGUUUUUGAAAUUUGAAGCUGACACACCAAGAGCAAUCAAGCUUCCUCUAUUCCUCUCUCCUGUAGAACUGGCAAUUAGCUGUAAUAAACUGCAGUGCGAAUGCCUGCAAGAGAGUAUAUUGCACUCCCUAGAGCUUAGCAACGCGUCUCCACUUCAAAUUUUAACCGAGAAAACGCCUAUGUGGAAGCACCUGGAUGUUAAAGACUACUACAGCAACCUGUGCAUCCUGGUGGACCAGGUGUCUGUUGACUACAUGGGGUGUCUUAUUAUGAAUGCUUCGCUUGUGAUAGAUAGCAUAAAGAAGAAAAUCACAUGGCGUGUGAAGUACCCAUACAGUCCGGACGAGUACAAUUACUGUGUUUUAUCGAGCACCUCUAUGGAAGAAAUCAACCCGAAAAUCAACCUUAUGUCUACUGUUGAAAGAGACCACGAAAAACAAGAGCAGCUACGUUUUCUAAACAUAGAAUCUGCAGGAACUACAAGUAAAAGCACGAGCUUCCACUUAGAAGGCAAUGAAAUUCUUAAAGAAACGAUGUACUGCAUGUCCCACGAUGAGUUUAUCACGUGGUCCGAUAUUUCUAGGAAUCCAAGCACUGCGCAUGUUGAAAUUAUCCAGACCGAUCCAUCUUAUAUAUCUGUUUAUAGCAUGCACAUGUACUUUAUGUCCUUCAUGUUUGGAUAUUCGUGGAUGUGA